This is a messenger RNA of Lethenteron reissneri (Far Eastern brook lamprey), 6199 nucleotides long. RefSeq names its product estrogen-related receptor gamma-like. Gene Ontology annotation, cellular component: nucleus. Gene Ontology annotation, molecular function: nuclear steroid receptor activity; zinc ion binding; steroid binding. NCBI's taxonomy places the organism in Eukaryota, Metazoa, Chordata, Hyperoartia, Petromyzontiformes, Petromyzontidae. Gene Ontology annotation, biological process: regulation of DNA-templated transcription. The record is from RefSeq and is a predicted model, not a curated record.
AAGAAAUAGACGCAGAGAGUGCGAGAGAGAGGGGACGCGGGCGAAAGCGGUGGAGGGGGGGGUGGAAGCGAGAGUGCGCGCGCACGCCAGCUGGGAAUGUGCGGCGACACGCACGGACACUGACGCCCUUCAGGCCUCGUUCAGCCGUCCUUAAGGCCUCGCUGUGCAGCGACCGACCGACCGCCUGCCAGCCCGCCACCCCGCCAGCCCGCGUGCGAGAGCACCAUCCGUCUGCCGUUGGCCUGCGGGACCCCCCCCCCCCCCCUCGUGCCGAGAUGGAGUUGUGCUUCGUGGAGCCGAUCCUCAGCUGUUACAACAACCAAUACUUGGGCAGGAUGUCCGAAAGCCGCCACCACCACCACCACCCGCCCCACCACAACAACAACCACAACAACAACCACCACCACCAUCACCACGUGAGCGCCGCCGACGGGCCCCUCUCGGCCUACAUCAAGACGGAGCCGUCGAGCCCCGGCUCCCUGGGCGACGCUGCGAGCCAGCCCAGCCCCGGCGAGCUCUCGGACGCCAGCAGCGGCAGCUACACGCGGCACGGCAGCGGCUCACCGACGCCCGCCCACCUCCUGCAGGCGCCGGCCGCCCUCUACUCCCCGCCGCCCGCGCCCCCGGCGACGGCGACGCCUGGCUCGCGGAAGCCCGCCCGCUACGAGCCCGGCGGAGGCCUGGGGGGUGGCCCGGCCGCGGCGGCCGCGGCUGACGAGGGGCAGCCCAGCAAGUGCGAGUACAUGCUGAGCACGCUGCCCAAGCGCUUGUGCCUGGUGUGCGGCGACGUGGCCUCGGGCUACCACUACGGCGUGGCGUCGUGCGAGGCCUGCAAGGCGUUCUUCAAGCGCACCAUCCAGGGAAACAUCGAGUACAGCUGCCCAGCCUCCAACGAGUGCGAGAUCACCAAGCGGCGCCGCAAGUCGUGCCAGGCGUGCCGCUUCAUGAAGUGCCUCACCGUGGGCAUGCUCAAGGAAGGCGUCCGUCUGGACCGAGUGCGGGGCGGCCGGCAGAAGUACAAGCGCAGGAUCGACGCGGAGAACAGCCCGUUCCUUGGGCCCCAGCUGGACCAGCCUGCCAAGAAACCACUGAACAAGAUCAUCUCGCACCUGCUGGUGGCCGAGCCCGAGAAGAUGUUUGCGAUGCCCGACCCGGCCGUUCCCGAGGGAGAGGUGAAGGCCCUCACGACGCUGUGCGACCUCGCCGACCGCGAGCUCGUCGUCAUCAUCGGCUGGGCCAAACACGUCCCGGGCUUCUCGGUGCUCUCGCUGGGCGACCAGAUGUCGCUGCUGCAGAGCGCGUGGAUGGAGGUGCUGCUGCUGGGCGUCGUGUUCCGCUCGCUGCCGUGCGACGACGAGCUCGUGUGGGCGGACGACUACGUGAUGGACGAGGAGUCGUCGCGCGUCGCCGGCCUCCUCGACCUCAACUCCACCAUCCUGCAGCUCGUGCGCAAGUACAAGAGCCUGGCGCUCGACCGCGAGGAGUUCGUCACGCUCAAGGCUAUCGCGCUCGCCAACUCGGACUCGAUGCACAUAGAGGACGGCGGGGCGGUGCAACGUCUCCAGGACGGCCUCCACGAGGCCCUGCAGGAGCACGGCGUGAGCCAGCAUGCCGACGAGCCGCGCCGCGCCGGCAAGCUGCUCAUGACGCUGCCGCUCCUCCGGCAGACGGCGACGCGCGCCGUGCAGUUCUUCUACUCGGUCAAGCUGGAGGGGAAGGUGCCCAUGCACAAACUUUUCCUGGAGAUGCUCGAGGCCAAGAUCUGAAUUGGAGGCGCGGCGUUUCCUUCACGAGCUGCCCCGGCGCACGCGUCCGCGACGAUGUUCGACCACCCUCCCCACCCCCCCCCACCACCAGCUCCCACCACACCGCCACCCACACCGCACCCCACCUCCCCACUCCGCCCGCCCACCCCACAAAACUGGAGCGAUGAGAAGAGAACUUUUGUGGAGGCCACUACCGCGGUGGUGACGAUGGUGGUGACGUUGUUGCCGGCAACGUGCCCGCUGUUUCCCUCUACGCCCGCACCCCUCGCCGAACACCGACCCCCCCCCCCUCCAUCGACCCCCCCACCACCCCCACCAUGUUUUGGGGAGGGGGGGGGGAGCAAAGUCAGGUCGUGCAAGCCGCAGCCGGGAAAGCAAAAUGAUGUUGUCAGGCUAACGGCGAGAUGCUGCCAGCCGCCCUCACCCCCCGCUCUCCGGUGGUGGCGUUGACGAUGGGAGGAUGAGGAAGAGUGUUGGGUCGGAGCGAGCCGGAACCUCGCCACGAUCGACGCUGGCGGCCGAGGCAGUUGCCACGAGGAGUUCGCGGGGAGAGCACCACGCGGCCCACUUCCCACGGCGUCCCUCCCCCACCGCCACCGCCACCCCAGCAAGCGUGGGUUGUCGCCAGCGCUCCUCUCCUCGCUCGCUCCGCGUGGCGGGUACAUUUUAUUAAUUGGAAUGCGUCGUGGGGGUGGCGCUGGGUGGGUGAGGGGGAGCAGGAGGGGUUUGGGGGGGGGGGGCCCAAUUGGCGUGGUGAUCGCGCGCGUGCCCAUAGCCUGAUUUUGGCUGCUUCCGCACGGUGUACACGGAGCCCGGGGAGGGGGGGGGGGGACCCCAAGGGGUCCUCGACGACUCUGGUCGCAAAAAAAGACUUUUACUCACAAAUGCAAUUCGUGUCGCCUAAUGUUCGUCUGAACGUCCGUGUUGAAGACGAGGGGGGGAGGGGGUGGAGGUGCGGGUAGCGUGGUCGUACACUAGAGGUGGAGGAGUGAACCAUUUUCGUUCCCGCGGGGCCCCCGAAUUGGACUCGGAUACCGCCAGCAGCGAGCCCGCGCGGCAGUCUCCCCCCCCGGCGCUGUCCGCAAGUAACGCCGAAUGUCACCGCGGGCGCUCGGCCACCGCCUUUCGGCGCCCGGGGUGAGAAACGUUGCCCUCCGGCGCCCGGAUUAGCGCGGCGGUCCAAGGCCUGCUCGCGGUCGCGGAUAAGUGUCGUUCGCUGGGGGGGGGGGGGGGGGGGGUCGGUUCGUGAAGGGUGGAGGCACCGGGACGCGGGCCAAAGGGUAAUUGGUUUUGUCUUCCACUGCCUACGCGCCACGCGCACGGCAACGACAACAACGCUACUAAGUGGCGGUCACCACGGCGCUUGUGCCAGGCUGUGUGCAUUUUAGGGCCAAGUGAAGUGUCGCAACGUCUCGCCCCUGGGGGGGGGAAGGUCAGGCUCCCGCACCGACGGUUGGUUGCGUACGGCGCGAAAGGUGUUCGGCGUACAGCCUGCGGCUCUGCAGAGAGAUCCUCUGCGUAAUAAUUAUCGCGAGCAAUACAACGUGACCUUUUUUUUUCUCUUCCUCCUCCUCUGGCGCUCCGACUAGAACUUUGAGACGCCUUCCCCCCCCCCCCCCCCCCCCCCCAAAAGCGGCCGCCGUGAGUCUUGUUCUGACGUUCUGUUCGUGAAGCCCUACCCUGGAGCGUGCCAUCGGCGUCAAAUGUCGCUUCGCUCUCCGUUUUCGCCUCUCGUUCCGUCCUCGUCCUCGUCUCUUGCAAAGAGUUGCGUCUCCGUGAUGCCCAAGUAGAAAGGGGGGGGCGGUGCGCACGCUGCGGGCCGUGCGGCGUGUCGUCCGUUGUCGUCCGUUGUGCUUCCGCGUCUGCGCUCCCCCCGCCGCCUUUUUGCCAAAAGCCGCGCUCGCGCCAGGCUGGGUUCAGUACGGUCAAAUAACCGGCACGAGCCGCACGGCGUGGAACCCGUCUCGCCCGCAGUGCGCUCACCGUUGCGCUAGCGCUCGCCCGCAAGCCUGCGACACGCGCGCACACACCGUUCCCUUGGAAAAAUACUGACCUGUACAUUCGUGAUGUGGCGUCGCUGAAAUUGCCCCGGCAACUCGAGGCGCAUUAUAUCACUCCUCAUCUCAAACAUUCGAAGGGAAUCCCACUCCCCCCUCCUCGCCCCCCCCCCCCGCCGCCUCCUCCUCUCCCCAGCCCUUGCUGGAGCUCUGCUCCUCCUGUGCCCAGCUCUCCGCGUCCCUCGCUUUCGCUUGACCGACGCACGCGGACAGCUCGGUCGUUGUGGCAGCAAAGGACCCAGGAGUUGCCGGCGGGGGGUAGAGGAGGAGGGGGGUGGUGUAGUGAAUGAGUGGCCGAGCGGCGGUGCAGUGCUUAGCGCCCUGCGUUCUCAACCAACCCCCGGCGACCCCCCGGAGUUCGAUUCCCGGCCACAGCGAUAUCCAAACCGGUCUUGGGGCCCCCCAAUCUCCUCCGCACCCCACUCUCCUCCACCAAGCCGCACCGGUUCGGCGGGACGGUGAAGCAACGAUUAAAACAACCUCCCGCCGCCGAGCAGCGAGUUGACACAAAGGGCUGUAAUUAUUAGAAUACCUUUAUUGCAACGGUGAUUUCGAGACUUGACUUUUAGGGGGCCCGCCCUUUACAGGCCGUCCCUCCCCCCACGAGGUAAAUUGGUCGGCCGAUUUUGCUCGCUGCUGUGAGCGUGCGUGCGCCGGAAAGCGCCAAGCGCUAGCAGUUUAGCGCAGGAGCACUACAAGCCCGGCGACUCGCGUUCGAUUCCCGCUCGAGGCCGACACCAUUGACGGUUAUCUAAACUCUGUUCUGGGCCUCCUCUAGGUCGACUCGGCCUUAAACGAGUACUGGUGCGGUGUGUAAAACAUCGCUGCUGGGGAGACAAAGGCGGCCGGGCGUGGUGCUGGCCACCCACCCCCCCUCGUGUGCCGUGCCAGCCUUCAUAGGUGCUCGCGAACAGCACUUGCCCCAAAAGUGUGUUAAGGCUACGCGGGGUACUUUGUCUAACGAGGGGUCCCGUGGCGCGCGUCAUCCCAAUGUCCUGGCAAUGAGUGCCACCACCUCCGUCCUCCGUGCUUGAUGAGUAUGGUUGCCCAGCCAUGAAACACGCACUAUAAAUGUUCUAAGUGUUUUCGUUUUGUGUUUUUAGCAAUCGUUUAUAUUAUACUGAGCCAUGCAUAUAAAAAAAAAACUAUGGCAUUCAAUAACUUGACUUCUCCAAAUAUGUAAAAUAAAAAAAAUAAUCAUGUUAAAAUAAGGAAAAGAUUUAAAGCCAAACGGAAACCGGGAAAGGUAUGUUUAAACGACAAAGGACGUUUCUGUGUAAAAUGAAGUGUUAAUUAUAUCGACGUACGCGUGUGUACUGCGUGUGUAUACGUGCCUGCGAGCGCGUGUGUACUGCAUACAUACGCGCCUGCGUGCGCGUGUGUACUGCAUACACACACACGCGUGCGCACGCACGCACGUACACGCACGCGCACACGUGUACUCGUGCGUGUACGGAGCAGAACCGUGCGUCUGCCGGCACGCGUACUCUCGCUUUUAUCCGCCGCUGUGCUCGCGGCGGCCGUCGUGACGUCUGGGCGCCAGUGCUGGCUGACCGAUCCCCGCCGUUGGCCCCGAAACAAAACGCCCCCAACGAAAAUUGAAAAAUGCCAGGAGAGCGUUUCAGAGGCCGGUCGGCAAAACCACCGCGUUGUGGACGGAGAAACUUGGCUCCAGUGUCAGGAAUCCGUCGGCGGGAAUGGCGCCUGCCGAGCGGAAAUAUUCCCGUUGGAACCGUGCGCUGCUGGGCAGGGGCAGCUGCCACUGGGGGAGGGGUGGUCUCCUUGGCCAGGCUACAGAAGGGCAUUGGAACGGUUGAGUUGAGGUGUGAUUGUGAGGCGCUUGCUGAGAGAGGCAUGUUUGAGACGCCCCCGCAAGUUCAAAUCCUUCUAAUGGAUUCCAUCCGCCGUGUGAGCGAUCGGCGCUGUUGGGUAUGGGGAGAGCCCGAUUCGGCUAAAUGCGUCGGCGUGUGGGCACGAUCAGUUGUCGUCUCAGUUCCAAAGUAACGCCCCGCGUAAAACCCGCGUCGGAGAUGACUCGUGCGGACGAUUGGAUGCUUCCCUACCGGCCCCCACUAACCCCCUCCGUGAGCGGCCGUACCCGACCCAGACCCAUCCUCUGCGCUCGUCCGCGAGCAUUCCCCUCUCCCCGCGGCAGUCGCCGCCACGACGCCGGAGAAUUCGUCGCGUUCGGAAAGGGCCCAGAAUGCUCGCUGCAACAAGUUGGCUAUUUUUGCGUGGCUGGGCCCAAAUCCUCCCUGGGCAUUGAAGGAGAAUUUUGUUUUUUUCUUCUGGCAGAAGUGGGGCAGCGUCUACACGAGAAGGUUAUCGUUUUAAAUGGCACUACUGUACAAAUGAAAAUAAAUAUAAUGAAUACGA